This is a messenger RNA of Aspergillus homomorphus CBS 101889, 2052 nucleotides long. RefSeq lists its product as uncharacterized. Gene Ontology annotation, molecular function: DNA-binding transcription factor activity, RNA polymerase II-specific; zinc ion binding; transcription cis-regulatory region binding. Bases 1 to 2052 code for a protein of 683 amino acids. Gene Ontology annotation, biological process: positive regulation of transcription by RNA polymerase II. Lineage: Eukaryota; Fungi; Ascomycota; Eurotiomycetes; Eurotiales; Aspergillaceae. The record is from RefSeq and is a predicted model, not a curated record. The transcript has 8 exons. Gene Ontology annotation, cellular component: nucleus.
AUGACCGUUGUCAGCCUCGUGAUGUCCAGCCGGCGCGGUCAAUCCGCAAGGAAGCGGCCUUUACGGCUACCCAUCAUCGCUCCCAAAGAUACCACUACCACGAGCACCGCGCCCGAUCUUUCCGCGCCCAAAAAGCCAUCUACGAGGCAGCAUCGUCUUCGCUUUCCACCCCGUUCCCGAACUGGUUGUUGCCGCAAGGUCAAGUGCGACGAAGUCCAUCCUCAGUGCAAUCAAUGUGCUCGUCUCGGCCAUGUCUGUGAUUAUCAACCCCGUUUGUGUUUCCGUGACGAUACCCGCCGCGUCAUGGAGCGUAUGCCAGAUGUCAAGAUGAACAGCAGUCUGGUUUGGAAUUCUCGGACAAGCACCCCGACCGCCCCGCGUACCUGCGAUAUGCUUCCGCCCUUCGUCAUGCUCGCCUCAGAUGAGGAGCGGGAGAGAAAAGCCCAGUCAUCUAUCCCGGGAACAUAUCAUGUUGUUGCUGUUCCAGAGAGCUUCUCUCAGUUGCCGGAGUACACGGAUGGGGCGGGAGAGGUAGAAUUAUCCAUGGUCUCCCUGGUUUCGGCCGUCGCCUCUGAAGGUGACCGCGUUGAAAACGACACGUGGGCCUACGGACCAGACGUAGUGAUCAUACACAGAUUCCGUGAUACAAGAAGACCUCAAUACUCUCACAGAAGAAGUCCUUCGCAAUCCCCAGAAUCCGACCCGGGGAGCUCAGUCUUUUCUGUUGCAUCGGCACCCGAACCGGUCUCCGACUUCGCAGGAAAUAGCUGGCAGCAUGUCCCAGAAAAUCUCGAUCCCGGCCAUUACGAUCUCAUCCUCUUGGACCAUUUCCGCCGUGUUGUUUGUGCGCAAUUGGUAGCCGGCGGUGGCAUGGCCAUUGGCCAUGGCUUGACUGCCGACCUUCUCGAACAGGAGGCUGCCGGCUUUCCUCCACUUUUUCAUGCAAUGAUGGCUCUAUCUGCACUGAGUCUUGCCCGUCAAGGGAACCACCACAAUUUCGACCCUUCUCAUUACCACCAUCAAACGAUAUCCACUCUACACAAUAGGAUACAAAGCCAUGAGCAUCUUGUGUCCGACGGAAGUUUCCUCUCACAUUUCUUGCUACUCGUAUAUGAGGUCGUGACUUCACAUGUUGCCAGUCCGAGUCUUUGGUCUCAUCAUGUCUCUCAACUACUUCAUAUCUCCUUGCUUCGGCAGUCGUUUCCCCGCGCAGAGCCCUUCCCUUUCGUCAUCUGGUGGACCUGCAACGUGGAUCUAUACGCGCUCCUCAGCGGUGCCGGUACGGGAGAGUACGUAAGAGCUGUACUCGACCAUCAGUUGCCCCUAGAUCUCAAGUCUCUCUUUCAUCCUCUCGGGCACAACGGCCCCAGCCUGCUAUAUGCUGAAUACGAUGGUAUACCUACACUUUCACGCCUAUACUAUGAUACCUUCAUACUUGCUAUUCGUCUUGGGCUCCUAUCUGUUGAGCUAAGAAAAGCGAAGGCACAUUUCUUUGACUCACAAGUGCAUUCUCGUCAGCAGGAACUGGAGCAUAUCCGCGAUGAUCUGGCUAGACUUUGGGAUCAUCAUGAGAUCCAAUACAUAAUCCAAAAUCAGGCCAGCCUUCCAAGGCGGUCGCAUGAUUUGCUUCAGCAGAUUUCUAUCCUGUUUCACACAUGUAUCCUCUUUUCCUUCACAAGCGUCUACCCUGGACAACGGCUUGGGUCCUGCGGUGUGUCGGAGGAGACCGUUCACCAUCACGCCACAAUCAUUCUCCAGAUCUCCUCAACGCUUCUGAGCCGAGAUCGUCGGGGUGACAAGCAGUUAAUCAUUUUCCCUCUCUUUUUGUCGGGAGCAGUUGCUGCCUCGAGCAGUCUUAAAAUGAUGGCUUUAGAAUUGCUUUCGGGUCUCGAGGAGACAGACGUAGGGUCUAGCGCAGCGACGGCGUGCCAUAUCCUGCAAGUCAUUUAUGAACGCCAAAUCCAACACUCCAGCCGCGGUGAGCACGCACAAGAGUUCAGCUGGGUCGAAGUAUUAUCCGAGCACGGGCUCCAACUAGUCAGUUACGGGUGA